CGAGAGGAGACGCGAAAAAUUGGAGGGAUUAGGAGCGCGAGGAGGAAGUGGCGGAGACGAAGGUGGAUGGUAGAGGGGCUUGGAGUGAGGAGUGCUCUGUGACCAUGAAUCAAGAAGAGCAAUUAUCAUUUAUUGCAGAAUGGUAUGAUCCCAAUGCAAGUUUAAUUCGCCGUUAUACGUUCCUGUAUUAUCCAAAAGAUGGAUCUAUUGAAAUGUUUGACAUUAAAAACCAUCGUACCUUUCUGAAACGAACUAAAUAUGAUGAAUUACGUUCAGAAGACUUGUUUGUUGGAAGCAUAAUUACUGUAUACGCUCGUCAGCUGCGACUGGUAGACUAUGGGGACCAAUAUACAGCACGCAGACUGGGAAGUAAGAAGCAAAAGACACUGGGUGUAAUAAAGCCAACUACUGAUGCUAAACUAGGAAAAUUGAUUGACCACAUCUACAGUUCAGGAUUGGUAAUAACCAGAGCAAAAAUGAUUAACUUAACUGCUGAUCUCCUUCAGUAUUUAAGCUGUGGUCCUGCAGUUGCACUGGAAAUUUUGGGAGAUGAGGCAGUAUCUGCUUGGAAGAAGUUAAUUGAAUCUGGAGAUACAAACAAAGCACAAAGUGAAACUAGUGUGCGAGCACUUUAUGGAGAUGUUGAUAUCUGGAAUAAUGCUUAUGGCUCUGAAUGUGCCACAACUGCAGCUCGAGAAUUAGAUAUUUUCUUCCCAUCAGUUGGCAGAGGACCAUUAAAUACAGCAAAAUGUAUUGAUUGCACUUUGUGUAUUAUCAAGCCACAUGCUAUUGCUGAAGGUCUGGCUGGAAAGAUUUUGAGUACCAUUGAAGAGAUGGGAUUUAAUUACAGCGCACUUCAAAUGUUCAAUAUGGAACGAGCCAAUGCAGAGGAGUUCUUAGAAGUAUACAAAGGAGUUGUUUCUGAAUACAACAGUAUGGUAAUGGAACUAUGUUCAGGACCUUGCCUUGCCUUGGAAUUGCAGGGGAAGGAGAUUCAGAAGUCAUUUAGAGAAUGCUGUGGACCAUUGGACCCUGUGUUUCUUAAACAAGAGAAAAUCUGCAGAUGCUGGAAAUCCAAGCAACACACUGGAAGAACAUGCUGGAAGAACUCAGCAGGCCAGGCAGCAUCUUUGGGAAAAAGUGCAGUCGAUGUUUCGGGCUGAGACCCUUCAGGAGGACUGGAGAAAAAAGAUGAGCAGUCAGAGUUAGAAGGUGGGGGAGGGGAGGCAGAAACACAAGAUAACAGGUUGGAGGCUACCCAGACAGAAUAAAAGGUGUUGCUCCUCCAAGCUGAAUGUGGCAUCAUUGCAAAGGUAGAGGAGGCCAUAGAUUGGCAUGUCAGAAUGGAAAUGGGCCAACACCCCCCACCCCAACCAUCCCCUUCCCCCUCUCUCGUGAGCUUCCCUGACCCUCUCCCCCUUUCUUUCGUCCAUGGCCUUCUGUCCUCUCCUAUUAGAUUCGCCCUUCUCCAGCCCUGUAUCUCUUUCACCAAUCAAUUUAACAGCUCUUUACUUCACCCCUCACCACCCCCCCCAUUCUGGUUUCACCAUCACCUCAUGCUUCUCCCUCCCCUCCCACACCUUCUAACUCUGACUGCUCAUCUUUCCUCUCCAGUCCUGCUGAAGGGCUUCAGCCUGAAAUGUCGACUGUACUCUUUUCCACAGAUGCUGCCUGGCCUGCUGAGUUCCUGCAGCUUUCUGUGUGUGUUGUGUUUCUUAAAGAGAUUUGACACACAACUGAAAUGAGGAUAGAUUUGAUACCAAUAUCUUUUACUUUUACUUUCUUCCUAGCUACUAAAUGCUACUUUAAUGGUAUUAUCUCCUAACACUAUUAAGGAGUAUCCUUUAUAUAAAUAAACCUUCAUGGUUUUAAUUAUCUUAAGUGCUUAAUGAGUCCAUCCUGCUCUGCAGUAUUUACUAUGCUAUGGUAAGUUAUGAAUGUAUUUUUCUAGAUACAAAAUAGAAAUGUAGAAAACCUACAGCACAAUACAGGCCCUUCGGCCCAUGAAGCUGUGCCGAACAUGUCCCUACCUUAGAAAUUACUAGGCUUACCCAUAGCCCUCUAUUUUUCUAAGCUCCAUGUACCUAUCCAAAAGUCUCAUAAAAGACCCUAUUGUAUCUGCCUCCACCAUCAUUGCCGGCAGCCCAUUCCACACCCUCACCACUCUCUGCGUAAAAAAAAAACAACAACAACAACAACUUACCCCUGACAUCUCCUCUGUACCUACUCCCUAGCACCUUAAACCUGUGUCCUCUUGUGGCAACUGCUUCAGCCCUGGGAAAAAAAACCUCUCACUAUCCACACGAUCAAUGCCUCUCAUCAUCUUAUACACCUCUAUCAGGUCACCUCUCAUCCUCUGUCACUACCAAGGAGAAAAGGCCAAGUUCACUCAACCUAUUCUCAUAAGACAUGCUCCCCAAUCCAGGCAAUGUCCUUGUAAAUCUCCUCUGCACCCUUUCUAUGGUUUCCACAUCCUUCCUGUAGUGAGGUGACCAGAACUGAGCACAGUACUCCAAGUGGGGUCUGACCAGCAACACAUGCAAAAUGCAGGUGGAACGCAACAAGCCAGGCAGCAUCUAUAGAAAGAAGUACAGUCAACAUUUUGGGCCAAGACCCUUUGUCUGACAAGGGUCCUAUAUAGCUGCAACAUUACCUCUCGGCUCCUAAAUUCAAUUCCAUAAUUGAUGAAGGCCAAUGCACCAUAUGCCUUCUUAACCACAGAGUCAACAUGCACAGCUGCUUUGAGCGGCCUAUGGACUCGGACCCAAGAUCCCUCUGAUCCUCCACACUGUUUUGCAUCCUAUCAAUGUCCCACUGUAACCUUUGACAGCCCUCCACACUAUCCAGGACACCUCCAAGCUUUGUGUCAUCAGCAAACUUACUAACCCAUCCCUUCACUUCCUCAUCCAGGUCAUUUAUAAAAAUCACAAAGAGUAAGGGUCCCAGAACAGAUCCCUGAGCCACACCACUGGUCACCGACCUCCAUGUAGAAUAUGACCCAUCUACAACCACUCUUUGCCUUCUGUGCGCAGGCCAGUUCUGGAUCCACAAAGCAAUGUCCUGUCCCCUUGGAUCCCAUGCCUCCUUACUUUCUCAAUAAGGCUUGCAUGGGGUACCUUAUCAAAUGCUUUGCUGAAAUCCAUAUACACUAUACUGCUCUUCCUCCAUCAAUAUGUUUAGUCACAUCCUCAAAAAAUUCAAUCAGUCUGAUAAGGCCCUUGAUAAAACCAUGCUGACUAUUCCUAAUCAUUUUAUACAUCUCCAGAUAUUCAUAAAUCCUGCCUCUCAGAAUCUUCUCCAUCAACUUAACAACCACUGAAGUAAGACUCACUGAUCUAUAAUUUCCUGGGCUAUCUCUACUCCCUUUCUUGAGUAAAGGAACAACAUCUGCAACCCUCCAAUCCUCUGGAACCUCUCCUGUCCCCAUUGAUGAUGCAAAGAUCAUCGCCAGAGACUCAGCAAUCUCCUCCCUUGCAUCCCACAGUAGCCUAGGGUACAUCUCAUCUGGUCCCAUGACUUAUCCAACUUGAUGCUUUCCAAAAGCUCUAGCACAUACUCUUUCUUAAUAUCUACAUGCUCAAGCUUUUCAGUCCACAGCAAGUCAUCACUACAAUCACCAAGUUCCUUUUCCAUAGUGAAUACUGAAGUAAAGUAUUCAUUAAGUACCUCUGCUAUUUCCUCUGGUUCCAUACACACGUUCCCACUUUCACACUUGAUAGGUCCUAUUCUUUCAUGUCUUAUCCUCUUGCUCUUUAUAUACUUGUAGAAUGCCUUGGGGUUUUCAUUAAUCCUGCCUGCCAAGGCCUUCUCAUGGCCCCUUCUGGCUCUCCUAAUUUCCUUCUUAAGCUCCUUCCUGUUAGCCUUAUAAUCUUUUAUAUCUUUAACAUUACCUAGCUCUCUGAACCUUUUGUAAGCUUUUCUUUUCUUCUUGACUAGAUUUAUUACAGCCUUUGUACACCACAGUUCCUGUACCCUACCAUAAUUUCUCUGUCUCAUUGGAGACCUUUGCAGAACUUCACACAAAUAUUCCCUGAACAUUUGGCACAUUUCUUCCAUACUUUUUCCUGAGAACAUCUGUUCCCAAUUUAAGCUUCCAAUUUCCUGCCUGAUAGCCUCAUAAUUCCCCUUACUCCAAUUAAAUGCUUUUCUAAGAAUACGUACACGACACUGGAAGAACUCAGCAGGUCAGGCAGCAUCCGUGACAAAAGAGUAGCCAAUGUUUCGGGCCGAGACCCUUCAUCAGGAAUGGGGGGGGAAGAGAGGGCCAAAGCCCAGUAAUAGGGGAGGGGGAAGGGCUAGCGCAGGUCACACCUACCCCAAAAGAGGUCGCAAUGAUCCAGAAAUCUGAAUCCCUGCCCCCCGCUUCAACCCCUCAGCCAUGCAUUUAUUCUCAUCCUAUUCCUGCACUCAGUCGCGUGGCACAGGCAGUAAUCCUGAGAUCACUACCUUGUGGUCCUGCUUCUCAACUUCCUUCCUAACUCCCUGUAGUCUGUUUUCAGGACCUCUACCCGUUUCCAUUGGUACCAAUAUGUACCAUGGCCUCUGGCUGUUCUCCCUCCCUCUGCAGGAUAUCUUGGAUGCGAUCUGAAACAUAUCAGACCCUGGCACCUGAGAGGCAAACUACAAUCCGAGUUUCUUUCCUGUGUUCAUAGAAUCGCCUGUCCCCUAUCACUACUGCCUUCCUCCUUUCACUGCCCUUCUGAGCCACAGGGCCAGACUCUGUGCCAGAGGCACUGCCACUGUUGCUUCCUCCAGGUAGGCUGUCCCCCCCCCAACAAUACUCAGACAUGAGUACUUAUGGUUAAAGGGUACAGCCACAGGGGUACUCUCUUGUACCUAACUCUUGCCCUGCCCUCUCCUGACUGUUACCCACUUGUCUGUAUCCCGUGGCCCCGGUGUGACCAUCUGCCAAUAACUCCUUUCUAUCACCUCCUCGCUCUCCCUGACCAGACAAAGGUCAUCGAGCUGCAUCUCCAGUUCCCUAACUCGGUCCCUUAGGAGCUGCAGCUCGACAUAUCGGAUGCAAAUAUGGCUGUCCGGGAGGCUGAAAGACUCCAGGACCUCCCACAUCUGACACCAAGCACAGAAAACCAGGCUCACACACAUACAGUACUUCCUUUCUGCAGUUAACACAGGUAAUUAACAGGCUACCUCGCCUCAUUACCACCUAAGCCCAUUGAGCCAAGCCCUAUCACUCUACUACCCUCUCACUCCGCUGCCCGCUGGAUAUGGCGGUCUUCAUUUUGAACUUCUCCGCUCUAUUGGCUGACGUCACGAGCCUGCGCAGUCUUGCCUCUCUUUUACCCCGAGUAGUAAAAUGUCUUUGCUCCAGAAAUCCUUAGCCAUUCCACUCGCAGCCACCUUGCUCUGAAUCAAAAAAAUGAAAUGUUUGUCGAGAUUGCAUUUGAAAAGCAAAGAACAUAUUACCCACAUUAAGAAUGUGCUGAGGGCACUAAUGUAGGAGCCCUUUAUAGUGGAAUGUGCAUAAAGGUACCUUGCUAGAUGCUUGGAUACCUAUUCUACACUUGAAUAAUGAAGCCAAAUAAAGAGAAGCACAGACAGAUUUACAGGCAUCUUCCCUUUCUCAGGCAAUGAAUACAAUGUACUGUAGUAAUUUGGAGAAGCUGUAUGUGAAUUAAUAUGCAAGUUGAAAAGUUUGUUUUUGAAGGAUUGGACUCUGAAGUUUAAGGAAAUAAAUAGAAAGGCAUUUUUGUAUUGAAACUUUACAAGAGAAUAAUACUCAGCAAUUGGGAUAGUAGAAUAAGGAAGAAUGGAACCGUUGGUCAAGAACGAUGAAACAUUUGGUUGGAAGUGGAUUAUAUAAUAGCUUGUUGGAAGGGUCAAUGAUUGGCGGCUAGGUAAAAGCUAAGGAUAAAGGAUACUUUUGUGAGAAGGAUUGAUGUGGAAAUAAAAGUCUGAUAAAUAAGAUCUGGGUGUUAUUUGCCUGUAAAAAUAUAUCACUACAAUUUUCAUUCUAUUCAAUCCAUGAAAUAUUUUUUUAAGUAAAACUUAACUAACUUUAAAUAUAUGCCUUGGUCAGAGGGUUAAUUUUCAAACCCUAUACCAGAAACACAAUCUUGUCUUACCCUUUAAUGUAAUACAGAUCAACUGCCUCAGUGUUAGAAGUUGUCUUAACCAUGAUCCAUUCUUUUCUUAUGUGUAUUAUAUUACAUAUACCAUCCUGGUCAAAAUUGCUUGCAAGUGCAGAACCAAGUUUGGUAAAGCUAACAAAAAUCAACAAAAUUGCAGGUUCUGGAAAUCUGAAGCAUAAAAUAGAAAAUACUGAGACUACAUUUAUGGAAAGAAAAACAGUCAAUAUUUUGUAUCUGUGACCCUUCACCAAAACUGGGAUGUAUAGCCAGGAUGAAGCAUGGAGAAGAAAGCACUAGGGGUAAUUUAUAGACUCCCAGCGGUAAUAAUAGUAUGCACAGAGCAUGGGUCAGGAAACAGAAGAGUAAAUUGUUCAUGUGGAGGAUUUUGAUCCUUGUGUCGAAUGAGUCAACUGACUGGCAAAUAAUGGGCUCUAGGUUAAGUCCAUUGAAUCGGUUCAGCAUGUUGUUGAAUGUGGAUAAAUCUAAAACAAGGACUUCAGGUUUAAACGAAGUCUGAUAUAAAAUUAUGAAAUUUGCAUAGGACAAUAUAGAAUGGAAAUUUGAUAAUGUGUGAUUGAGGAUAAUAGUAAACAUGUAAAGAACUAACCCAUUAUUCUCCAGAGGUUAGAAGUUACCAAGAAGGGUAGCUUUCAAUGUAGCAUUAAUUAUGAGACCUGCCCUUUUAUACAAAGACAAAAAAAAACUGCAGAUGCUGGAAAUUGGAACAAGAAACAAAAUGCUAAAAGAACUCUGAAUAAACAACAUCUGUGGAAACAAAAGGUGUAGAUUAACAUUUUGGUUUGAGACUUAGCAUCAUGACUGAGAGAGAAGUGGAAAGACUGUCAGUUCUAUUAGUAUUGGGGUUGGGAUAGAGGCUGGGGAAGAUGAACAAGGGGAGGAGAAGAAUAGGUGGAUAUGUUAAAUAUAUGUGGGAGAACACUGGGUGAGUGAGUCAUCUGAAAUUGGAAAAUUCAAUGUCUUCCUCAAUUUCUUUAUCGUUGUUUCAAGAUAAGAUCUUACGCUCACAAGUUACUGCACUGUCCAAUUUCUUCCAGAAACAGGCCUUUCCUUCUGUCAUGAUAGGGCCCUUGCACAUAUAUUUCCCCUAUGUCUGCUCUCAACCAAUAUUAGAUUUCAUAACCUGCAAUCCUUUGUUGCCUCCACCUCUUAGACUCUUUCCCCAUCUCCAUAUGUACUUCUGCACCUAACUCCAUUCUUUCAAACAUGUCACAUCUGGAUCCAAUUCUUACCCCAUCCCUCUUCUCACCUUUUUAUUAGUUACAUGCCCUCUACUCUCUCAGUCCAGGUGAAGUGUCAACAUUCAAUGGCCUAAAACAUCAACUGUCUAUUUCCCUACACAGAUGUUACUCGCCUCUUGAAUUCCUUCAGAAGCUUCUCUUUUUUUCAUUCCAAGAACCUUAGCAGCCUUUCUAAGUGAGACAGAAGUUUGUCUACAACUUACUUGUUUAUUUUAUUUCACUUAGAGGCAGUGUGGAAGAGGCCUUUUUGGCCCAGUGAACCACACUGCCCAGCAACCUACCUAUUCAACACUAGCCUAAAUCACAGGGCAGUUUACAAUGACCAGUUAUCCUAGCUAAUGUAUCUUUGGACUUUGGGAAGAAACCCACAUGGUCAUGGGGAAAACGUACAAACCCCUUACACAUGGCACUGGUAUUGAAUUCCAAACUCCAAGUUGUAUUAGUGUUGCACUAACUGCCAUGCUACUGUGGCAUCCAUCCCUUCAACCUGAAUUUGCUGCAUUCAUUGCUCAUGAUGUGGCCUGCUCAAUGUUAGUAAAACCAAAUGUAGAGUAGGUGAUCGUCUUGCAGUGUCCCUGCACUUUGUCCACAGUGGCCAUCUUGCAUUCUCCUUCGAUCUCCAUAAACAGCCAGGGUGUCCUUCGCCUUCUCCAUUGCUAUGAGGCCAUAUACAUACAAGUUGGAAGACCAACAUCUCAUUUUCUGCUUGGGUGGCUUACAACUCAAUCGUAUGAACAUUGAUUUUUCCAGUUUCAGGUAAUCUAGUGUUCUUCUCCAACACACACUCACCAAUUUUCUUCUUCAUCCCCCUCCUCCCAUCUGAUUCCAUCACCCCUUCAUUCUCACUCACCCACCCCUCCCCUAUUCCACUUACCAGCCUUUGACCCUUAACUCAGGUUGUUCUAUUCUACCAAUCUUUCCUCGUCCCUCUCAGCUCUGAUAUAGGAUCUUGACCCGAAAAGCCAAACUACAUUUUUGCCUCCACAGAUGCUGCUUAGCCCACUGAACUCUUUCAGCAUUUUGCUCUAUUGCAAUUUGUUUCAAGGUCCCUGAAUAGCAUUGAAGCAGAGCCUGUCUAUUGCACUCCAGAAUUAAUAUGUAAAUUUGAGAAGUUUAAGAGUUGUGAGUGCAAUAUUCAAAUGUCUUCUUGCUGCCAUGAUGUUGAUUUGGUUGUGUUGGGUUUCCAUUCAAAGUUGUUUCUAUGGUAUGAUGUAGACAAUGGAUUUGCAUGUUGAUUCGCAGUCUGCCAAGUAUGAUGUAUUUUUUCCUUCUAAGCUAUUCUUUGUGCAUAAGUUUUGCAAAUAUUGAUAAUACAUUCAUGUGUCACUAUUCACAAUACAAGAUGAAUCACUCAAUUUGCUUUCAAUAUUAGCAUUACAGCAGUUUCUCUCCACAUGAAAUAGAAAGGCAAUAAGGGUGAGAAUUUUUUUUUGCACUAGUUCCAAGCCCACAAUAUGCAUUGUUGUGGAGCCUGGGCCAUACCUGCACCUCGUUAAGUAAGACCAAAGGUGCCUUCCUUAAAUUAUUUUCUGUGAUUGGAGUACUGCUGCCACAAUCCCAACUUCUGCUUCAUCAUGACCAAUGUUCUACAUGCAACUAGUCUGCAAGUUGAUGAUCUUUUGGUAUACCCUAGCUUAUUUGAACCACAUUCCCAGUGCCCUUAGGAAAUGAACCAUCUAUCAGUCAACUUUUACCUAAAACAUAACUUACUGAAAUUCACUCUGGCACUUGAGAGGGUUCAGAUGGGUCACAGAUCCUUAUUAAUCUACAGACUGACAAUGGAUCCAAACAAAAGGUGGUGACAGCAUCUAUGUAGAUGAAAGCUUCAACUUGAAUCUCUGCAUAUUAUCUUCACCCUUAUCCCCAAAUUCUCCAGAUUUAGUCAGAAAGGUUACUGUUUCCCACUGUUGUAUUGUGUGUAAUCCACAGUAUUAAGAAAAUUUUACUCCAUAGCACACAAAACGGGGAAUCUUUAUAACCUAUUGUAUCUUAAUCUUCCAGGUUAGAAUUUAGAGUUGACCUUUGUUUUCCAUACAUCACUGAAGUAGCAUUCUGACCCAGAAAGUGUACUAUUUGGCCAAGAUCUAUGGUGGACCUCCAGUUGGCUAAUGGUGGGAGAUUCAGUGAUGAUGCCGUUUAAUGUAGCUGGUUGGAGCUUUUCUCACUAUUGGAGCCUACUGUGAUAUAUGUUACUUAUCACAUGAACCCCACCCAAGUCAGGAAAUAGGUUUCAUGUUUCCAAGAGUUGGAGAGAAGAACUAAAUGUUAGAGAUGUGAGAAAACAGCCAUAUGAAUGGAUUAAGAUUAGAUUGAGACUGAAGGGAUGAAUAUUUAGGCCAAGACCUUCGAUGAAGAUAUCCUACAUUCUGUACUACUGCUAUAAUGACCAGCUGGCAACAACUAAAACCAUUGUUCAGGCAGGCAGGCAGGUAGACAGGUCCCCGGGUUCAGGCAGGCGGACAGGCAGGUCUAGGUGGCUAGAUAGGCUGGCGGAUAGUCCUCCCUGGGCGGGCCGCAUAUAUCCCGGGAAGGGCUGCCUCCCACAUUAUCAUUACAGAUCCCAGAGUGUUUCAUUGAUGCAUUUUACUAAAGCCUCUUGUCAUUCACAACUAAACAGCAAUUCCUUUACAUUCAUUGGUAUUCACUUCUUGUACAUGUCUUUUGAAUCAAUGUGUGGGAAGGUCUAAAGCUAAAUCUGUAAAACCUUAAGAAGUAGUUUUUAACUCAAUUUACAAACGUUAAUAGUAUUAGACUUCAAAACUGCAGAUUCCAUGUCAGUAAAUGCAGUUGCAAUGUUGGAAAUAGGUAAAUAUGGAGAGUAGAGAUUAAUCCAGAAUUUAGGGAAAUAUACCAUUUUGUGAAAACAAGAAUUAAGUAUGGACAAAAAAUUAUUACCCCACUGUAAAGCAGUGAUUCAAAAAGGCUCCCCUCUAAUGUCUACAGCACUAUUAGGGUUGUGCAAUAAAAUCUGGCCUUGCCAACUCUGGUUCACUGGAAGUUGCACUUAUAAGCAGCUCAUGCAUACAAAGUGUUAGGAUGCAUAGUGUGAUGGAGUUGCUGUUAUUAGAACUAUUAACCACAGAAAACAAAUUAAGAAUGAAUACUAAUUUUCCUGCAACAGUAUCCUUCAGAGAAAUCUGAAUGGUUACAUUAAACUGAUUAUAGCUACUUUGCCCUCAGUUAUUCAAUGUAUUUCUUACUUGUGAACUGUUUGGGUUAAAAUUCUCAGGAAUGGAACCUAGGAGAAUCUGUAUGCUAAAAUUGAAGUGCUAACCUGUAGAAGCUAAAAAGACUGUAUUAACAUACAGUCUAUCUGUGACAUCAACUUUGUGGACCCUAUACAGAUUAUAAAGGAGAUAUUUGCUGUCCUGAACAAAUUAGGGUGGAUAAGCUCCCAGGGCCUGACAAGGUGUUCACUCAGACCCAGUGGGAGGCAAGUGCAAAAAUUGCUGGGGUCCUUGCAGAGAUAUUUAAAUCAUCUAUAGCAACAAGUGAGGUACCAGCGGAUGUGGGUAGCCAAUGUUGUUCCACUAUUCAAGAAAGGCUCAAAAAUAAACCAGGAAAUUACAGGUCGAUGCCCUGACAUUGGUAAUGAGAAAGUUACUGGAAGGUAUUCUGAGGGACUGAAUAUAUGAGUAUUUGGACAGACAUGGACUGAUUAAGGGUAGUUAGCACAGCUUCAUGCGUGGUAGAUCGUGUCUAACCAAUCUUAUAGAAUUUUUCAAGUUUUUCAAGUUACCAGGAAAGUUGAUGAAGACAAGGCAGUAGACAAACUCCUGCAAGAGAGGUUGGUUAAGUUUAAUUGCUUGGCAUUCAAGAUGAGGUAGUAAAUUGGGUUAGACAUUGGCUUUGUGGGGAAAGUGCAGGAUAUAGCUGCAUCUCUAACUGGAAGCCUGUGACCAGUGGAGUGCCAGAAUGGAUCAGAGCAGUGUCCAUUGUUGUUCAUCAUCUACAGCAAUGAUCUGGGUGAUAAUGUGGAUAACUGCAGAUGACACUAAGAUGGGAAGUGUAGUGGGCAGUGAGGAAAACUAUCAUGGCUUGCAGUGGAAUCUGGAUCAGCUGUAAAAAUGGUAGAUGAAAUUUAGUGCAGACAGGUAUGAGGUGUUGCAUCAGGGUUGGUCUUAUGCAGUGAAAGGUAGGGCACUGAGUCGUCCAGUAGAACAAAAGGAUCCAAGAGUGUAGGUGUAUAAAUUCAUUCAAAGUGGUCACAGGUUGACAGGGUUGUAAAGAAGGCUUUUGGCACAUUAGCCUUCAUAAAUCAAAGGAUUUGGAAUGUUAUAUUUAAGUUGUAUAAGACCUUCGUAAGGCCUAAUUUGGAGUAUUGUGUGCAAUUUUGUUACCUACCUACAGCAAAGAUGUAAAUAAGGUUAGAAACAUAGAAAAUAGGUGCAGGAGUAGGCCAUUCGGCCCUUUGAGCCUGCACCGCCAUUCAGUAUGAUAAUGGCUGAUCAUCCAACUCAGAACCCUGUACCUGCUUUCUCUCCAUACCCCCGAUCCCUUUAGCCACAAGGGCCAUAUCUAACCUCCUCUUAAAUAUAGCCAAUGAACCGGCCUCAACUGUUUCCUGUGGCAGAGAAUUCCACAGAUUCACCACUCUCUGUGUGAGGAAGUUUUUCCUCAUCUCAGUCCUAAAAGGCUUCCCCUUUAUCCUUAAACUGUGACCCCUCGUUCUGGACUUCCCCAACAUUGGGAACAACUUUCCUGCAUCUAGCCUGUCCAAUCCCUUUAGAAUUUUAUACGUUUCAAUAAGAUUCCCCCCUCAAUCUUCUAAAUUUCAAUGAGUAUAAGCCUAGUCAAUCCAGUCUUUCUUCAUAUGCAAGUCCUGCUAUCCCAGGAAUCAAUCUGGUGAACCUUCUUUGUACUCCCUCUAUGGCAAGAAUGUCUUUCCUCAGAUUAGGGGACCAAAACUGCACACAAUACUCUAGGUGCGGUCUCACCAAGGCCUUGUACAACUGCAGUAGAACCUCCCUGCUCCUGUACUCAAAUCCUUUUGCUAUGAAUGCCAACAUACCAUUUGCCUUUUUCACCGCCUGCUGUACCUGCAUGCCCACCUUCAAUGACUGGUGUACAAUGACACCCAGGUCUCGUUGCAUCUCCCCUUUUCCUAAUCAGCCACCAUUCAGAUAAUAAUCUGUUUUCCUGUUCUUGCAACCAAAGUGGGUAACUUCACAAUUAUCCACAUUAAAUUGCAUCUGUCAUGAAUUUGCCCACUCACCUAACCUAUCCAAGUCACCCUGCAUCCUCCUCACAGCUAACACCACCACCCAGCUUCGUGUCAUCCGCAAACUUGGAGAUGCUGCAUUUAAUUCCCUCGUCUAAAUUAUUAACAUAUAUUGUGAACAACUGGGGUCCCAGCACUGAGCCUUGCGGUACCCUACUAGUCACUGUCUGCCAUUCUGAAAAGGUCCCGUUUACUCCCACUCUUUGCUUCCUGUCUGCCAACCAAUUCUCUAUUCACAUCAAUACCGUGUGCUUUAAGUUUGCCCACUAAUCUCCUGUGUGGGACCUUGUCAAAAGCCUUUUGAAAUUCUAAAUAUACCACAUCCACUGGCUCUCCCCUAUCCACUCUACUAGUUACAUCUUCAAAAAAUUCCUUAAGAUCCGUCAGACAUGAUUUUCCUUUCACAAAUCCAUGCUGACUUUGUCCAAUGAUUUCACCAAAUGUGCCGUUCCACAUCUUUGAUAACCGACUCUAGCAUUUUCCCCAUCACCGAUGUUAGACUAACCAGUCUAUAAUUUUCCAGUUUUUCUCUCCCUCUUUUUAAAAAGUGGGGUUACAUUAGCCACCCUCCAAUCCUCAGGAACUAAUCCAGAAUCUAAGGAGUUUUGAAAAAUUAUCACUAAUGCAUCCACUAUUUCUUGGGCUAUUUCCUUAAGCACUCUGGGAUGCAGACCAUCUAGCCCUGGGGAUUUAUCUGCCUUUAAUCCCUUCAAUUAACCUAACACCUCUUCCCUACUAACAUGUAUUUCCCUCAGUUCCUCCAUCUCACUAGACCCUCGGUCCCCUACUAUUUCCGGAAGACUAUUUAUGUCCUCCUUAUUGAAGACAGAACCAAAGUAGUUAUUCAAUUGGUCUGCCAACAUUCAGAAGGAUGUUUCUGGGUCUGGAGGACCUGAGCUACAAGAAAAGAUUGAAUAGAUUAGGACUUUAUUCCUUGGAAGGUAAAAGACUUAGAGAUUUGAUAGAUACAAAAUUGAAGGGUUAAUAAGGUAAAUGUAAGCAGUCUUUUUCCUCAAAGUCAUGGCUUAAGGGUGAAAGGUGAAAUGUUUUAGAACACGAGGGGAACUUCACUGAGGAGCAUCAGAGCGUAUACGAGCUGCUAGCACAAAUGGUGCACGAAAGUUCAAUUUUGACAUUUAAGUUUGGAGGGCUAUGGGCCUGGUACAGGUUGAUGGGACUGGGCAGUUUAAAUGGUUUGGCAUGAAUCAGAUGUGCCAAUUUCUGUCCAGUACUUUUCGUGAUUCUAACACCAAAAGCAAUAUACAAUAGAAUUCCACAAACACUGGAUCAGAUAAAGUCUGCGGUCCUGACAAUGGUGGGCCAUUAAAUGGCCAAUAGACUAUUCGGCAUGGGAAUGUUUUUGGGGUAAUGUCAGAAUUCAAUUUCUGAAUGCCCAAGAUCAGGCAUUCAUUGCCAUCUUCACCCAUACUGUUUCCUCCUGAAGUUCUUAUUUAAAAAAAUGCCAUUUUGAUACCAAGAAUUGGAUUUCUACUUAAUUUCACAGAAAGAAUGGAUGAUUUAUUUUUCUGACACACCAUCUUCUCAACUCAAGUAGUAUUUUCAAUACCAAUGUUAUGCUUCUAUACAAAGGUUUUGACAAGCAUAGAAGCCAAUAACUAUAGGCUACAAUAUUGGAAAAAGGCAGUUGUCUGACUUAAGUCUACUUAA
Molecule: messenger RNA, 14240 nt
Organism: Hypanus sabinus (Atlantic stingray)
Lineage: Eukaryota; Metazoa; Chordata; Chondrichthyes; Myliobatiformes; Dasyatidae
Gene: nme7
Product: NME/NM23 family member 7
Exons: 10
Coding region: 105-1163 (352 amino acids)
Biological process (GO): UTP biosynthetic process; GTP biosynthetic process; CTP biosynthetic process
Cellular component (GO): centrosome
Molecular function (GO): ATP binding; nucleoside diphosphate kinase activity
Source: RefSeq, a predicted model, not a curated record